AUGUCUACCACCGCCCCCGAGAAUGCCGAACAGGCACCUACCGCCCCGAACACGCAGGAGGUGGCGCCCCCUGCCGAAGGAACAGCAGCAGCAGCGCCGGCCGACGCCGCUGCUGUCCCUGAGGCCGUCGCACCAGGCCCCGAGCCCAAGGCCAUCACCCGCAAGGACAUGUCCCUCCGCGAAUUCUUGACCAAGAUGGAUGACUAUGCCCCAAUCAUCCCCGAUGCCGUUACAAACUAUUACAUGACCAAGGCUGGCCUUCCCCCACCACCGCAGACCGACCCCCGCCUCGCGCGCCUGCUCGCCCUCGCGACGCAAAAGUUCAUCGCCGACAUCUCCGCCGACGCCUACCAGUACAGCCGCAUCCGCGCCUCCAACUCCAACGCGAAUAACCCCAUGGGUAACCUCGGCGCUGCCGCAGGCUUCCCCAUCCCCGGCCAGCCCACAGGCCCGGCGGGCGCAAAGGACCAGGGCCGCGGUGGCCCCCUGGGCAUCCAGAGGCCGGGCUACGGCGGCGGUGGACAGGGUGGCAGUCAAAACAGGACCGUCCUUACCAUGGAGGAUCUCGGCAUGGCUGUCGGCGAGUACGGCGUCAACGUCAAGAGGAGCGAGUUCUACCGAUGA
Messenger RNA from Colletotrichum destructivum, 624 nucleotides. Its product is annotated as Putative transcription initiation factor TFIID, 23-30kDa subunit. Bases 1 to 624 code for a protein of 207 amino acids. The transcript has 2 exons. NCBI's taxonomy places the organism in Eukaryota, Fungi, Ascomycota, Sordariomycetes, Glomerellales, Glomerellaceae. Gene Ontology annotation, molecular function: promoter-specific chromatin binding; RNA polymerase II general transcription initiation factor activity. Gene Ontology annotation, biological process: transcription initiation at RNA polymerase II promoter. Gene Ontology annotation, cellular component: SAGA complex; transcription factor TFIID complex; nucleus. The record is from RefSeq and is a predicted model, not a curated record.